GAGGCUGCCGCAGAGGCAGCGGAGCCUGCCGGGUCGUGCUGUAUUGCGUCGCUCAGCGUAAGGAUGAGCGUGGCUUGUCUGGCGAUGUCGGUAUCUCGCGCGCGUUUGUUAUCUGCUGAUCGCGAGGAUAUGCUGCCGCGGAACCGAAGCCCUCUCCAGUGCGUCGGUGUGCGGUCGUCCUGACGCGAUGUCGGCGGGCGACGCGAUGUCGGCGGGCAACGCGACGGCGGCCGACACGCUGCAGGCGUACAGCAUGGGUACCUACUUCUCGACGUCCGUGUGCCCGACGUGGCUGCCCACCAACCACAUACUCUUCCAGUUGGCCAACAUAUUCCUCUUUCUCUCGUACAUGGCGCCCGCGGGCCUCUAUGGGCUCCUAUACCUGCGUGUGUGCCUGACAAUAGGCAGCUUUUUCUUCGCCCUCUGGGGCUACGUAAUUUUGUGCGCCUUCGACACUAUGGUGUGGAACGCAUUCUUCACUGCCAUCAACCUAGUGCAUGUGUGCGUGCUAAUGUAUGUACUGCGGCCGGUGCGACUGGCGCCCCACAUGGAGGUCGUGUACCAGGAGCUCUUCCAGCCGCUCAAAGUGUCGCGCCAGCAGUUUCAGGCGGCGGCAUCCUGCGUCAAGACUGUGAAGGAUGUGCAACCGCAGGAGACGUACGCCGUGGAGCGCGUGACGCGCGCCGAUUGCCUGACGCUCGUGCUGAGCGGCAGAUUCCUCGUCUCGCACAAGGGCCGGCCGCUGCAGAUCGUCGAUCGGCUCGAGUUCCUGGACUCGCCCGAGUGGUUCGGCGUGUGCGGCAGCGGCGACGACAACUUCCAGGUGACCAUGACGGCGAUGGAGCGCUGCCGCGUGGUUGUGUGGAACCGCGACAAGCUCAAGCUCACCAUCAGCGGCGACACCUUCCUCCAGGCCGUGUUCGACAACGUGGUCGGAAAGGACGUGGUGCGCAAACUACUCUUCGUCACCGAAUCAACUCAGAACAACCCGCACGCCGAGAAUGCGACCGAGACGACCAAGCUGCUCAUCCAGAUGAAAGAGAACGCUGUUCGCGCAGCGUCUCGCGGAGAGAAGGACGAUGCUCUGGUGAGCGUAUGGAGCUGGGGCCGGCGACCUUGCUAUCGUUCAGACCCAGAGACAGCAGUCUAACUCACCGGUACCUCAUUUGCUGCGAGGUCACACAUCAUGGUUGCCAAAUGCAUUUUUCGCCAUUAAACUGUUUUUCCGUGUUUCAAA
Molecule: messenger RNA, 1237 nt
Organism: Dermacentor andersoni
Lineage: Eukaryota; Metazoa; Arthropoda; Arachnida; Ixodida; Ixodidae
Product: popeye domain-containing protein 1-like
Biological process (GO): striated muscle cell differentiation; regulation of membrane potential; skeletal muscle tissue development
Cellular component (GO): sarcolemma
Molecular function (GO): cAMP binding
Source: RefSeq, a predicted model, not a curated record